GAACAUGUGAAAUAGCUAAGAAAAACUCGACUGCAUAUGGAUGUAAGAGUGAAAACAGUGAUUGUUAUGAUAGUUCAAUUGGAUAUGGAUGUUCCUGCAUGCAAGGAUAUGAUGGGAAUCCAUAUCUGAAAGAUGGCUGUCAAGAUAUCGACGAAUGUAUAGAUCGAAAAUCAGAUUAUAGAUGUGCCAAAGAUGCCAUUUGCCAGAAUACAGAAGGGAGUUAUACAUGCAUAUGCCCUCCAGAUUUCAGUGGUAAUGGUACAGUAUGCAAUCGUGACAAUCCUCAGAGAAUAACUCAAAAUAUUUAUUUUGUUCUAGGUGCUACAGCAGGGGUUGCUUUUGCGAUUAUUAUUGUUUUUGGCUGGUCAUACACUGCAUUCCAAAGGAGAAAGAUGUCAAAGAUGAAGAAGAAGUUUUUCCAGGAAAAUGGUGGAUUAGUUCUACAGCAGCGACUUACACGGGAAGAGGGAUCAAGUCAUAAUAGUACAAUAAAGAUUUUCACAGCGGAAGAGCUAGAAAAGGCAACUAAUGGCUUUGACAAAGAUAGAGUUGUUGGUCAAGGAGGUUUUGGAACUGUGUACAAAGGAUAUCUGAAAGAUAAUUGCAUCGUUGCCAUCAAAAAAUCUAAGGUAAUUGAUCGCAAUCAGAUCGAACAAUUCAUAAAUGAAGUCCUUGUCCUUUCCCAAGUCAACCAUAGAAAUGUGGUUAAGCUCUUAGGUUGUUGCCUCGAGACGGAAGUUCCACUAUUGGUGUAUGAAUUUAUCAGCAAUGGAACACUUUCUGAACACUUGCAUGAUAAAUUGAAGGCAUCGAAUCUUUCUUUGGAUAUUCGUCUGAGAGUUGCUGCAGAAACUGCAGGAGUACUUUCCUACUUGCACUCAGCAGCUUACCCUCCUAUUAUCCAUAGAGAUAUUAAGUCAGUCAACAUUCUUCUUGACAAAACCUACACAGCCAAAGUGUCUGAUUUCGGAGCAUCCAGGUUGGUUCCUGCUGAUCAAACAGAGUUAUCUACAUUGGUUCAAGGAACUCUAGGAUAUCUAGAUCCUGAAUACUUGCAAACAAAUCAACUCAAUGAAAAAAGUGACGUAUACAGUUUUGGAGUAGUGCUUGUAGAGCUCCUAACAGGUAGAAAGGCCCUGUGUUUCGAAAGACCAGCAGAAGAGAGAAGUCUAGCUCAAUAUUUCGUAUCUUCAGUGGAGAAGGGUCUUUUGCUCGAUAUUCUAGACGACAAUAUAGUUUAUGAUAAGACAAAUGAAGAGAAAUUGAAAAAUGUUGUUAAGCUUGCACAGAGGUGCCUAAAUGUUAAAGGGGAUGAACGACCUACAAUGAAGGAAGUUGCAGCAGAAUUGGAAGCUGGGUUGAGAUUGAAGUGCUCGUGGGCUGAAACUGAUCGACAUUCAGAGGAAAAAGAGUCCUUACUGCCUGGCACACAAAGAUUGAGAUUUGGAUACGAAUAUAGUGAACACAGUACGGAUGCUGAUAGUAUAACGAGUCAUGUAACUUUACCUUUUCCUGGAGGAAGGUGAUCGAUCAUGCAUGUUGAUUUUUCUCAACAAUAUAAACUCAGAACGGCCACGGCUUCAACAUGAAUUUCUUUUUUGUCAUGGGCAUGUUAGAAAUAAGAACCAAGUUUGAUUUAGUUGCAUCUCUUUUAUUUGUCCAGAGACAGUAAAUUUGAGUAACAAAUUAUGUGCUUAUUUAUGUAUCCUUGUAAUA
Messenger RNA from Solanum stenotomum, 1716 nucleotides. Its product is annotated as wall-associated receptor kinase 5-like. The transcript is spliced from 3 exons. NCBI's taxonomy places the organism in Eukaryota, Viridiplantae, Streptophyta, Magnoliopsida, Solanales, Solanaceae. Bases 99 to 1526 code for a protein of 475 amino acids. Gene Ontology annotation, cellular component: plasma membrane. Gene Ontology annotation, biological process: protein phosphorylation; cell surface receptor signaling pathway. The record is from RefSeq and is a predicted model, not a curated record. Gene Ontology annotation, molecular function: calcium ion binding; protein serine/threonine kinase activity; ATP binding.